UGAGAUUCUCCCAAGUGGAGUAGGCAGAGCUCGUGAGAGGACCCUUACUCCUGAGAGCCAUACUAAAACUAGCAGCGACCCAUACUAGACCCUGGUUUCGACCCGUUCUCAGGAUAAGACUGGGAAACUCCGUCCUUGAAGGUGGUAUUAGCUAAUUCGUUCUUAUGGCGCGAUUAAUUCCGCAUUCGGCACGCGCUCCGCAGAUUACCGCGGCUUCGUUGCGAGACGUCUCGAGCCUCGGCGAAAUACGCGUCUCGUUGCGUACGUAGCGCGCCGCGGACGUUGACCGGUUCAGAUUCCCAGCAACGGCAGCAGCGACAGCGACCGCGACAACAACGGCACGAGCGGCACUCAACGUUGUUGAUCGUCGGCCAGAGAGCGCAAUGUUAAGCCGUCAACCCUCCCUAAGGCGCCAGACCGAUAGACGGCGAGCGACGUUCGCCAAUCCUCGCCUCGUGGUUACACCUUGUCCUUGGCAGUAAAUCGUUGCCACUGCGUCCUCUCCUCGCAUUCCCCCGUAGCCUCGUUCGCCUCGUUUCCUUCGGCGGCUUCCUCCCCGGACUACUCUUAUCUUCGCCUUUCGACGCGCCUCAAUAAUAGAUCCUUCGCCGUCUUCCCGGGACUCCCUCUAUCGUGUCCUCCUACCCGCUAUUGCGCCAUGUGCGGCAUCGCCCUCGUCGCCCAGCGACUGCGAGCCGGCGAGGAUCGUCGCACAGGCAGUGGGUGCGACGCGCCGUGCGACUGCGAGCGACCUAGAGCUCACUCCUGCCAAUCAGGAUGCGCCACGUGUAACCAAGACACGGCUCAAGAGCCCAUCACCUCAUCACCAUCUCACAGCCAAACGGCCUCUGUGCUACAACCAUCUCUGCUACAACAAUCCGCAGCGCCUCACCUCGUGUGUGCCUGUAUCGGGUCGCCUUCUAUCGAGUCCCUCGCCGCCUCUCUCCACCGCAGAGGCCCCGACCGCUCCUCUGCUCUCUCCCUUCAGCUGCCUCCCCUGCAGGUGCAAGUCCCUUGUGUCAUACCAGUCGCUGCCCCUCCUCUUGAACUGCCUUUUGAGUCAACCCAAAAAGCACCUGGUUUCUCACCUGCUUUCUCUCCUCAAGUGGGCUUGCCCGAGCAACAUGAGCGAAAUGUGGGCGCUGCAGCAGCUCACUCUCUACCAGAACAGCAUUUACAGGAUCGCUCGUUACAGGAACAACACUCGUUGUUGUUAGAAGAACGCAAGUUGCGAGAAAAUCUUCCACUCCCCGUCACCCGCCUGUCGCUGCUGGGUGCCGUGCUGCAGGUGCGGGGAGAGGGAGAAGGGGGUGGAACUGGGGAGCAAGCAGUAUGUAGUGGAGAGAGGGGGGAUGAGAGAGUGGGAGAGGGGGGGGAGGAGAGAGGAAGAGAGAGAGGUGUGGAUAGAGGGGGAGAGGCAGGGGAGGUGACUCAACCGUUGAUGGACCAACAUGGCAAUGUGCUUCUCUUCAAUGGUGAAAUCUUUGAUGGGCUGCCCGGUCUCCAACCCAGUGAGAAUGACUCCCUGGCCCUUCUCUCAGCCCUCUCCUCCUGCUGCCCCUGCUACCGCCCCUCCCCUCGCUCCCUUCGCUCCACCUCUCCCUCUCUCAACCCAAGCACCAUCACAGCGACCACCAAGACUAGUGACGUCAGUAUUACCACCACUGUUGGUAACAGCAGCAGCAGCAGCAGCAGCAGCAGCAGCAGCAGCAGCACUGGUAACAGCAAUAGCCGCACCAGCGCUGGUAGUUGCAGCAGCAGCACCAGCACUGGUCGCAGCAGUAGCAGCAGUGCCACGCCUAUUGACCCCCUCGCACACUCCCCUGCACUCCCCUCCUCCCCUCUCUCCGCCCGUCCCACCCCCCUCUGCGGCCACCCCCACUCCAUCCCCCGUCUCCUCUCCUCCCUCCGCGGCCCCUUUGCCCUGGCCUACUGGCAGGCGACAGCUGGCGUGCUCUGGUUGGCCCGUGACUUCAUGGGGCGGCGCAGUCUGCUGUUCCAUGGGCCGUGCGAUGGGGGUGAUGGCAGCUGUGCUGGCUGCUGUGCUAGCUGUAGCAGCUGUAACAGCUGUAGCAGCUGUAGCAGCUGUCGCACCUGUGGCAGCUGUAGCAGCUGUCGCACCUGCGGCAGUAGUGGCAACAACAGUCACACCUCCCACAACAGCAGCAACAGCAGCGAAAGCAGCAGCAGCAGCAGCAGCAGUGGCAACUGUAGCAGCAGCAGGAUAGGCACGAGCUCUAGUGUGAGCUCCACUGGCAGCAGCACCGUUUCCUGUAGAGAAUGCAGUAACAGUAGCGGCAACACUAGAAGCAAUGGCUUCAGUACCAGCACCAGCACAGGCAAUGUCGCCACCACCACCUGCAGCUGCAGGGGGGAGGGAGCCGCAGAAGGGGGAGCGAAGGGGGCAGCUGCACCUUUGCUGUGGCGAAGCAUCUUUGUUGUCAGCAGUGUGUGCCCCUCCGCUCUCUCUUCCUCUCUGCCCUCUGCUCUCCCCUCUUCUGCAGAGCCAGCAGAAGAGCUAGGAGAGGUGAGCAGAGGGAGGGGAGCAGCAGAAGGAGGAGCGAAGGGGGCAGCAGUAGUGGGAGGAGCGGAGAGAGUAGGGGAGAAAUGCAGAGGGAGAACUGGAGGGAAGGUUGGAGAGAGAGCACAGGGGAAACUGGCAGGGGGAGCAGGUGAAUCAAAUCCGAAGCCGGCUCUUGAGCCAAACAGCUUGUCUGAGUUUGGAUAUUGGAAGGAGCUGCCCUGUGGGAUCUACAGCACUCUUCUCUCGCCUGCUGCUGAUCUCUCUAGUAACGGUGGGGCCGCAAAAAACAGGGGGGGGGUAGCAAGAGCGAGGGAGGGAGUGAGAGAAGGGGAGGAUGAGUGGGAAUGGAGGAUGCACGAGUGGGAGGAUGAAACUGUGCUGCGGCUGCUGACGUGGCAGCGACCAGCCACAGCUGACGGAGUGAACCAAGAUGCUGAGCUGGCAGGAGAUGGGGCUGAGCUGGCGAACUCCAACACUGAGCUGGCAGCAGGUGAUGCUGACUCAGCAGCAGAUGCUGUGCUGGCAGCGCUUGAUAGGGCGGUGGGGAUGCGAGUGCGGCACAUUCGAGAGGGAAAGCACUCUGGGUCACGGAAGGAGCGGUUGAAGGAGCCACGGCUUCUGAAGCAGAGUCGAGAGGGGUUGGUGGCACCAGUGGCAGCGGCAGUGACAGUGCCAGUGGCAGGUGUAGUUGAGAAGAGGUACAAAGAAGUUGAGGUGGCACCUGUAGCUGUGCUGUUCUCAGGGGGGCUGGACUCCAUGCUGCUGGCUGCUCUAGCUCAUCGACACGUGUCCAUUCAUC
Molecule: messenger RNA, 3323 nt
Organism: Closterium sp. NIES-67
Lineage: Eukaryota; Viridiplantae; Streptophyta; Zygnematophyceae; Desmidiales; Closteriaceae
Source: the annotation of a GenBank genome assembly